Molecule: messenger RNA, 1059 nt
Organism: Baudoinia panamericana UAMH 10762
Lineage: Eukaryota; Fungi; Ascomycota; Dothideomycetes; Mycosphaerellales; Teratosphaeriaceae
Exons: 2
Coding region: 1-1059 (352 amino acids)
Biological process (GO): DNA strand invasion; double-strand break repair via homologous recombination
Cellular component (GO): Rad51B-Rad51C-Rad51D-XRCC2 complex; centrosome; replication fork
Molecular function (GO): four-way junction DNA binding
Source: RefSeq, a predicted model, not a curated record
AUGGCAGAAGAUCUGGGAAAGAAGCUUUUGGCGGAGGUUGAGGCGAUUGGUUUAGACGAGAUCCUCCAGACGUUGAGGCUUCGUAAUGCAGAACGGGAAGAGCACUUUCGCCUACCGCCGCUUGACCUUCUAAUCCAAGCAGUGGCUAAAGCGAAGCCAGCAAAUGCCCGAGAAAGGCCACCGCAACCACCAAUCGUCGAGCUUACGUCAACUGGACUAGGCGGCGGCAUAACGCACCUUCUCUACCACCUUACCGCCCUCGCUGUCCUCCCCAUAAUAAACGGCGGCAAAGAGUGCUGCGUAGUUGUUACAGACACUGCACGCUCCUUCUCAACUUCGGGAUUGGCACAGCAGAUCCAGUCUAUCUUGAAAGCUCACGCAACUUCCAGCACCACAGCAGUCUCGGCCGAAGACGUUCUUCCGACAGCGCUCAAGCAUGUCCAUAUAUUCAAUCCGCAGUCCCUCGCCUCCACCAUCGCCACCGUUGACAGCCUUGCCGGCUACCUUUUCGACCCAACCCAACACUACUCUUUCGAGCGGGCUGUAGCCUUCAUAGCACUGGAUUCUGCCUCAGCAUUUUACUGGCAGACUAAAGCCGAGGAAGAAGCGGCCAGGCUCUUGACCUCAACAGCCGACGCACCGUCACGCAAACCCUCAAGCAAGCCAGCAACCUAUGCCAAUCUCUCGACUGCCCUCCGCAAUGCCUCUUGCACCUUAUCCUGCCCGAUCAUUCUUAUGACACAACACCUCAGCGCUGUGCCACAGACGCCUGAUCAGCCUACUUCUCUCCGCCCAACCGUUCCGGCACCGCUCUCGCAGUUGCCGGACGUAAGCUUGAUAUGCUAUCGAAUUCCGAUCCGCAAAUUCCCAGCCGGAAUCGGCUACGAGCAAGCUCUGCGCGAAGCGAAGGAGCGGCAACAAGCGGUUGAUGAGGGACGGUUCUGGUGUGCAGUGGACGAGUGGGGCCUAAAUGAAGGCAUUGUGCAGAAGCUUAGAGACGGAGGGGAGACUGGGUUCGGAUAUCGUAUCACGGGAGGAGGGUUGGUUUUGGAGGAGUGA